GUCCGCAGACCCAAGAAAAUACACCCUCGGCGCUCUCAGUAAUCUGCACCGUCUCGAACUCCUCCGUGCUUAAACCCUAACUCUGUUUGCCUGAAAUAAAUCCUACAUUCGGUCGCCAUGAGUAAGCCAAUGGAUGAAGAUACCACUGGGAAGAAUGAGGAAGAGGAAUUCAACACCGGGCCACUCUCAGUUCUCAUGAUGAGUGUCAAAAACAACACCCAGGUGUUAAUUAACUGCCGAAACAAUAAGAAGCUUCUUGGGCGGGUGAGGGCAUUUGAUCGUCACUGCAACAUGGUUCUUGAGAAUGUCAGAGAGAUGUGGACUGAGGUGCCAAAAACUGGAAAAGGAAAGAAGAAAGCUCUUCCCGUUAACAAAGACAGGUUCAUCAGUAAGAUGUUUCUCCGAGGAGACUCAGUUAUCAUUGUCCUGAGAAAUCCAAAAUGAGAUAUAGAAGUUUCUUCCGUCUGCACUAGGUCAGACACCGCGAUGACUAAUAUGACCUUUGUUUUAAAGAAGCAAGAACAAGAAACUCGUACGCCCUAUGUGCGAUUUUACUUGAACCUAUUCUAAUACUCAAACAAAACCUCUAGUUUUUCUAAAUUCUAGAUGGAUUGCUCAUGUAGUAAAGUUAUUUUUCUUUUCAAAAUUAGUAUAUUAACCGUGAUAUUUACGGUGGGAUCGUGUUGUCAAGCUGGGUUGGACGAACCAAUUUUGCACGAAAUGUGCCUUCUUGCCCUGUGGAAUAGCUCUCUUUUGGCAACAUUAGACCAACCCGAUGAGCCUGCGGGUACGUGGAGACAAAAUAUAACAUAAAAUUAUGCGUGCCUUACAGAAUAGGAAACUAUUGUACUCCAGAAAGCCAAUAAAUCAGAUUGUUGGUUGGUUGUCUA
Carica papaya (papaya) is the source of this 890-nucleotide messenger RNA. RefSeq names its product Small nuclear ribonucleoprotein family protein. The record is from RefSeq and is a predicted model, not a curated record. NCBI's taxonomy places the organism in Eukaryota, Viridiplantae, Streptophyta, Magnoliopsida, Brassicales, Caricaceae. Gene Ontology annotation, molecular function: RNA binding. Gene Ontology annotation, biological process: RNA splicing. Gene Ontology annotation, cellular component: small nuclear ribonucleoprotein complex.